Arabis nemorensis is the source of this 381-nucleotide messenger RNA. The record is from the annotation of a GenBank genome assembly. NCBI's taxonomy places the organism in Eukaryota, Viridiplantae, Streptophyta, Magnoliopsida, Brassicales, Brassicaceae.
AUGGAGAAAAUAGUCAUACGUCCAAACCCCUUGGGUAAAGAUCGGGAUUACAACAGGUACUGGUGGUUCCGUAGCAAUGGGAGGAUAUUUGUAGAGGAUUCUGAUUCCAAAGAAUGGGGAUAUUAUACCUCCAAGGAAGAGCUCGAUGCGCUGAUGGGAUCACUAAACCGUAAAGGAGAGAGGGAACUGUCUUUACACAUACAGCUGGAGAACUUCUAUGACAGAAUAUGCUCCACACUACAAAAGAGGACAAAGGACAUUGCUCACAACAUAGAAAUGGAAGAAGCAGUGGUUAGGAGAUCUACUCGUGUACGAGCUCCACUUCAUGAAAAUCCAGCUAGUGCCUUCAUGAGAUAUGUUAACAAGUGGAAAGAGGACUAA